CUGCAGCCGACCCUACCUCAUCGCCCAAGUCCUGUUCUUGUCUAAACGCCGUCGCACCCCUAGCGCUUACGAGGUCGACUAUUCCCUCGCGACUCUGCUGCCUUUGAUCUGUAUCAAGUUCUUCAAUAGGGACCUCAUCUGAUUCUUUGUGGCACUGAAGUUAUGGAAGAUCCUAUCCAUCCACCACCUCUCUCUCGCUCUGGAUCGACACCCAAGCCCAAGGGUAUCCUCAAGAAUGCACCUCAUCCCCCGGCGUCACCACAGCAGGGGCCUAGGCUUCAAUGGGAUGAAGAGAACCUGGCUGCGACGGAGAUCCAGAAAGAUAGCUUGAUGAAGAUUACAGAGCCCAAAACGCCAUUUGUUCGAUACAACGCAGAGACCGACACGAUUGAAGGAGAUAUCCCAUCGCUGGACCUGUAUGCCGGGCAGCGAGCGUCUCCUGCGCCGCUAGCACAAUCCCCGACGAACGCCGAUAGCUCCGGGCCUUCGUCAAGACGCACGUCCUUCUCGAGCACGGGCGGUCGGCCGUCGUUGUCUGGUCGAUCAGGGAGUGCGACCUCGAGCAGGAGCACGAGUUUCAGUCUGCCUAAUGAUGCGAGAAGGGAGAUCAGGUCAGUGGAAGGGGAUAGAGGUGGUGAGGUAGAAGAAGAGGAGAUGGACGAAGAGACGGCGGCUAAACACGAAGCUUUCGUGAAGGCGCGAGGCAGGCACUACUCUAAUGAAGCACAAGCUAUGAAGCUUGCUGCGAAGCUAAUGGAGGAAGAAGAUGACGAUGAUGCGGCAGAGACAGAUAGUCGAGCGGACACUGCUAGUGAGGAUGUAUCCAUGGAGGAUUCGGCUGCAGAUGAGGUUUCCCCAAGGGUAAACGGACGCUCCUAAUAAUGAAACGGCGUAGCAAGCUUACCAUCGGACUUGUGCCUCGUCCCGUCUGAGUAUACACUGCAUGCCAGAUCCCAACUGUUUCCUUGCCUCGCGUCUCGUUUCUGUAGCUCUGAGUAUCUGUAUGACCAAUGUUUCCCUUGCUUGCAUUACCUGCUCUAAUAUAGGGGACGAGAUAUUCCCACGUGAUAAG
This is a messenger RNA of Gloeophyllum trabeum ATCC 11539, 1072 nucleotides long. RefSeq lists its product as uncharacterized. Bases 163 to 879 code for a protein of 238 amino acids. The transcript has 6 exons. NCBI's taxonomy places the organism in Eukaryota, Fungi, Basidiomycota, Agaricomycetes, Gloeophyllales, Gloeophyllaceae. Gene Ontology annotation, biological process: regulation of signal transduction. The record is from RefSeq and is a predicted model, not a curated record. Gene Ontology annotation, molecular function: protein phosphatase inhibitor activity.